Messenger RNA from Vitrella brassicaformis, 3039 nucleotides. NCBI's taxonomy places the organism in Eukaryota, Vitrellaceae. The record is from the annotation of a GenBank genome assembly.
AGGAAGGAGGAGAGGAAAGGAGGUGUGACGAUUGCAAGGCGAGUCCAUCCAUUUGCUUGGAUCUUGGCUUUUCAUCUGUUCACCGAUGAGUGAGGCCCGGACGACGGUGUCGUGUGUGGUGUGGGUGCCCCGUGGGGUGGCCAAGGCAGUGCCCAGACAAUAUGAAAUGACAGAUGAAGAGGUACAGACGUGGAAGACGACGGCAUUCAUCUGCAUCUGUUGUGACUGAUUGUCUGUCUGUCUGUCGGUGCAGGAGGCCCAGCUCAAGACCUUGAUGGAGGAGAGGGGCAAGAAGUACGACACACACACACACACACACACACACACACAUGAUGAAUGCUCCCUCUCUCUCUCUCUCUCUCUCUCUCCGUGUGGUCAGGGCUGCCCCCAGUCGUUCCAACGACAUCGAUGUGGACAACGACGAGGGCAAUGAGUGGGAGGAUGUCAACGACGACGACGAUGAUGAUGAUGCGAUGAUGGACACAGAGGAGACUAACACGGCGGUCAGCAAGAAGGCCACACAGCGGGUGUCUACCAGCAGCAGCAUCACCAAGAAGGCCAAGGCCAAAGCCAAGGCGGCUGCAGCGGCCGCACGACUCACCGGUACGGAAAGCUGGAUUUGGAUGGAUGGAUGGAUGGAUGGAUGGAUGUGUGCAGGUCGUGCGACCGGAGCUGACGACGAGUUUGACAUGGAGCAUUAUGAGGAUGAGGAAGACGACGACGACCAAUACGGUCGGCGCGCAGACCAACACAGACAGACGGGGACGGACGGUAUCUCUACGUUGUGUGUGCGUAUGUGUUAGGGAAGAAUUUCUUCAGCGUGUUGGACUCCGAUCUGCCCCUUGCACAAAACGAUCCAAACAUCAGAGACGAGGUACUGAUGGCUGGAUCACACAUGUGUGUGUGCGUGUGUCCUUACUGCACCAUGUGUGGUCUGAGGCCGACAGGAGGACAGCGAUGCGGACGAGGACGUGGCCAUCCGGCCCAACCAAGACCUCAUCCUCGUUGCCGCAUCGGCGGUGGGUGCAUACACACACACGAGUGGAUUGGAGGCAGCGCUAUGUAUGUAUCUACUGAUGUGGUCAUGUGUGCGGAUGUCGUCAGGAGCGUGACUUCUCGGUGCUGGAGGUGUACGUGUACGACCCCGACGCACUCGGCUUCUUCGUCCACCACGACAUCAUGGUGUGUGUCCAGCACACACACAAACAUGCACCCACACGCAUGCUCUCAUCGUUUGAUGGCAUGUGUCUGCCUGCAGGUGGGUUCUUAUCCGCUGUGCCUCGAGUGGCUGAGCCAGGCGCCCACCAAGGCAGCAGCAUCAACCGAUGGCGCACAAACAAGUAGGCAUCCAGGCCCGUCAACACCGACCCCUACCAAUGUUCUGUGACGCAUGAAUGCCUUGGCUGCAGGCAGCAAUUUGGUGGCAGUGGGGUCCUUUGAGCCGCAAAUUGAGAUAUGGUAUGUGGUGCACAAACGAUACAUCCACAUGUACAAUCGCAUUAUCUGUCGCUGUCUGUGGCUGAUGUGCCGUGUCCACUAGGGAUCUGGAUGUGUUGAACGCGAUGGAGCCACUGGCAGUGUUGGGUGGUGGGGCUACCAAGAAGAAGAAGGGCGGCGGGGCGGGGAAGGGCCACAAGGGGGCCAUCAUGUGCCUCAACGCCAACAAAAUGCAGAGGUGGGUUGAAGGGGCAUGAUAGGCGUCCGUCGAUUUGUGCAAGUAUGUGUGGCGUGUACGUGUGGUCACCAGGCACAUCAUGUGCAGUGGAAGUACCGACGAGACUGUCAAGGUGUGGGACAUCGAAAAAGCGGCAUGCGUGCACACAUACACCCACCACACUGACAAGGUAGGUGCCCCCCUCCCCCUACACACGCGUUUCCACACGUACUCACAUGCGCAAAUGUGUGUGUCUGGUCAGGUCCAGUGCGUCCGUUGGCACCCGAUAGAGCAGCCCGUCCUGCUGAGUGCCGCAUACGACAAGUCGGUGGCCGUGCUGGACGUCCGUGUGGACCAGAGCGGCACCAAGGGCGGACAGGGCAUCGUGCGCGCCCCCCUGUCAGCCGACAGCGAGUGUGCCGUGUGGGACAGGCACCACCCGACCGUGUGCAUGGUACACAACCCACCCACCACACAGGCAUACGUCCACCGCUAUGCGGGGGUGUUGCGCAGGUCUCGACCGAGGACGGCUUCGUGACAGCCUAUGACAUUCGGCAGCUCAAGAGCGACCCCAUCGCAACGCAGACCACCAAGAAAGGCAGGAAGGCCGCAUCUGGCGCGGGCAGUGAGCCUCUUUGGCGACUGCAUGCCCAUCACCAGGCCGCCUCGGGCAUCACCGACGCCGCAAGUGAGUAACAACUAAGGACACACGCAAUGCAAGAGCGGCCGUCCAGUGAUGUCUCUGUCUUUUCUUGUGUGUCUGAUUGUUGUGUGUAGUUGCUGACAUGUUGGUGACGUGCUCCGUCGACGGCGCCGCGAAAGUGUGGAAUAGAGCAGGUAGGUAUCCGUGCUGGCUGGCUGCGUGUAUGUGUACACUGACUGAGAGUGAAUGGAUAGAUUUGUGUGUUGUCCUAACACAGAUCCCCAGAGCGACGGCAGCCCCUCCCUCGUGUUCGAGAAGGACCUCAAAGCGGUGCGUGAUGAAGACGUACAAUGCAGCCGUCCCCUGAUGUGUGUGUCGACGUGUGUGUCCAUCGCAUCGCGCCUCCUCCUAUUUUGUCAGGGGAAGCUUUUCUGCUGCAGUGCCAACAGCGACGUGCCGUCAGUGGUGUCCUUCGGCGGCUCGGUGCCCGUCGUGUGGGACGUCAGCACAGAACAGGCAAUACGAGAGGCCUUUCACAUACCAGAAUGACACACACCGUGACUGAAUGAGCAUGCCGCUCAUCCCAUGCAGACAGCCAGGCAGACAAUGUCAUGCAGACAACCAACUGGUUUAGCCUUUCGAGACGACUUGAGUUAGUUUUGGUUGUGAGAGUGGAUGUCGUGGUGUGUGAUGGGACUUGUGUUUGAGACCUUACUCAAUAUGGUGGAAAGCAGUCACAGAA